Molecule: messenger RNA, 831 nt
Organism: Thecamonas trahens ATCC 50062
Lineage: Eukaryota; Apusomonadida; Apusomonadidae
Exons: 1
Coding region: 4-831 (275 amino acids)
Biological process (GO): vacuolar proton-transporting V-type ATPase complex assembly
Cellular component (GO): extrinsic component of endoplasmic reticulum membrane
Source: RefSeq, a predicted model, not a curated record
UCUAUGGCAAUGGAUACCAACACCGAGCGCAGGCUGUUGCGUGUGGCAGACCAUGUGGCUCUCGGCCUUCUCGAGAGCUGGGAGCGGUACCUUGAAGCGCAGGGCGAGGUGGAGGCCUCUGUCCGCUCGGGCUUUGUCUCGCUGGCAAAGGCAAGGUUUGACGGCAAGACGCUCUCGGGUGGCAUUGGCGCAGACGGAUGGGACGAAGCUGGUAUGCGGGCGCUUGUUCGGGUGGUGGUCACUGAAGACGCAUCAUCAUCAUCGAUCGACGACAACAUUAACAACAACAGCAGCAGGACCAACGUCACCGACAUCGCCUCCACGCCCUCGCCCAGCGGCCUCUCCCGUCGUAUCGCCCGUAAUGGUCACUUGAUUCCACACCUGGACGCUAUGGCCGAUCCCCACUUUGACGUGACUACCUGGUUGGCCGAGAUUGAUCAACAGCUGGCAUACCUCCCGGCUCGUCUCCCUCCUGGGGCCAAGAUCAGGGAUGAGGACUCGGACGAGGUUAUCAAGGUCAAGGACCCGCUGCGAUGGUACGGGAUCAUGGUCCCGUCCUCGCUGCGGACUGCUCAGUCACGCUUUGUCGCUGCUCUCGACGCCGCCCUUCUCGCUGCAGCUGCCUGGUCCAAGAUCGUUGUCCUUGCCCACACCUAUGCCGCUCUCGAUAAGGUCCUCUGCUUGAAUGGUGUCCCCGAUGCAGCUGCUUCCGACCCAGCUGCUUCCGACCCAACUGCUACCGAUCCAGCUUCUCCUGACGCAGCUGCUUCCGAUCCAGCCGCUCCCGAUGCAGCCCGCCCAGCACCUGCUUCCGACCCAUCGUCUGCCUAA